Messenger RNA from Bufo gargarizans (Asiatic toad), 4506 nucleotides. RefSeq lists its product as uncharacterized. Gene Ontology annotation, biological process: proteolysis; DNA integration. The record is from RefSeq and is a predicted model, not a curated record. Gene Ontology annotation, molecular function: aspartic-type endopeptidase activity; RNA-DNA hybrid ribonuclease activity; nucleic acid binding. The coding region runs from base 1 to 4506 and encodes 1501 amino acids. Lineage: Eukaryota; Metazoa; Chordata; Amphibia; Anura; Bufonidae. The transcript has 3 exons.
AUGGCCAGUUACACACGAAGCAAGGCUAAGGAGAUGGCCGAGGCUAUGAAUGAUGGCGGAGAGGACACAGUCCAGAUAGGGGGCCGAGAGGAGGUGGAAGGCAACUUUAUUCAAGGAAAGGGAGUGUCACAAAGAGUGAAACCAGUGGUGCCAAUCAUGAUGGGGGCAGGAGGAGUGAGGAAGACAGGAGCUGCAAAAUCUAAUGAGAGAACAGACGAUGAGGACAGGGAGAGUACAGGUGCAGGAGAUGAGGAACCACCUGAGUUGGAUGAUAUGUCCAGAGUGGAGAAAGAGAAGGAACUGGAUCUGAUGGUAGCCAAACUGUCUGGACAAAUAGACAUCCUAACACGACAAGCCCAGACCUCAACAGCCAGGUCCAGUGAGGAGUAUAAAACAGGAGGAAGAUAUGUUACGUUUAGCCCCACCCAAGCCACAAAUUUAGUGAACUCACUCCCGGAUCCAGAACUGCACCCUAUGCCUUUCUACAGAGCAAUAGAGCAGAUAAGGAAGACGCAUUCAGCUGCAUGGAGGGACUUGUCUGGGCUGGUACAAAUCAAAGCAGGGGACUCCUUCUGGCCCACCAUGCAGCGUGAAUUGAAUCUCCCACCGUAUGCAUCAGAAGAACACUUAAAGACAUAUGGGUCAGGGGAGGAGUUUAGUCAGAAGUUGGAGGAAUGGGCAAGGGGGAGAUUGGCUGAUCAAGCUACUCAGAUACAAGACAUGAAGCAGGACAAAACUGAAUCCGUAGAAAAAUUUGCUAACAGGAUGGAACAGAUGUUCCGGGAUCUAGGAUUCAAUCGUAAUGAUACAGUGCAAGACGGGGGCAAGCCAGAUCCACAAGUCGGAGAGGCCAUUAAUACUAUGGCUUUGUGUCCUCCCCAGUGUGGCCCUACACCAACUGUGCAGCUGCAGGUGGGGGGGAACCCACACACCUUUCUUGUGGAUACUGGUGCAGCCAGAAGUGUGCUCCGACUUGAAGAGAUCUAUGACCCGUCCUUUCUGGACAAUAUUACUGUACAAUGUAUUGGCAUUGAUGGAGAGGCAAGAACAUCUGUGCUGACUAAACCAUUGCCUGUGUCCUCAGGUUUAGUCCUUUCUCCCACGGUCCUGUCACAAUUUGUAGUGUCUACUACCUGCCCCCUCAAUCUCUUGGGGGCAGACCUACUCCAAAAAAUGCAAGCAAACAUCCAGUUCCAUGAAGACGGAACAAUUACACUUUCUUCCCUCCUACAACCAGAAGAGACAGUUAUGCUUGCUGCCCUACAAAUAAUACAGGAUGAGAUAUCUGGAACAGCCAUCCCAUCAGAUGUGAUGAAGCUGAUACCUCCCCAUCUAUGGUCCUCAGGACCACAAGAUAUUGGAAGACUAAAGGUCCAGCCGGUAGUAGUCACGCUCAAGUCAGGUGCCAUCCUACCACGUAAACCCCAAUAUCCAUUGUCAGUGGCACAAAUAGAUGCGGUGACUAAGCAAAUCUUGGCAUUCCAAGAAAAGGGAGCAAUAAUUAAAACAACCUCUCCGUGUAACACGCCCCUUUUCCCAGUUAAAAAGAAGGGGAAAAAAGGACAGCCAGACACUUAUCGUAUGGUACAAGAUCUACGGGCUGUCAAUGAAGUUACAGUCCUGGAAACACCAGUGGUAUCAAACCCAUAUACCCUUUUGUCAUGUGUGCCUCCAGAAGCCACCCGUUUCACUGUAAUUGAUUUGGCAAAUGCCUUCUUCUCAGUGCCACUUCAUCCAGACAGUCAAUAUCUUUUUGCUUUCACACAUGCUGGAUGCCAAUAUACCUGGACGGUCAUGCCCCAAGGAGCACAGAACAGUCCUUCUCAGUUCAGUAAAGCCAUGUCUUCCAUACUGGAUGAAUGGAGAAUGGAGCAUGAUACAGUGACACUCCUGCAAUAUGUGGAUGAUUUGCUCUUGUGUGCUGACACUGCACAAACAUGCAGAGAAGCUUCUGUUGCACUACUACUCUUCUUGGCUCAACAAGGAUGCAAGGUCAGUCUUGCGAAAGUACAGUGGUGUCAGGACAAGGUGGUCUUCCUGGGCCAUUGUCUCAGCCCUGGGGCUAAACACCUGACUGAAGAUAGGAAAACAGCGGUUAUGAAGAUGACUGAGCCUACAACACCAAAACAACUUCAAGCCUUUCUAGGACUCAUCUCAUACUGUCGACCAUGGAUUCUGGAUGCUUCAAUCCUCAUGCAGCCCUUGUAUGAUUGUGUUCCUACUCAGCCUUUCUACCUCACCUCUGAGGCAAAACAAUGCUUUGAACUAUUAAAACAAGCAGUCAUAUCCUCUCCAGCCUUGGGCCUCCCGAACUACAACUUACCAUUCAGACUCUAUGUCAUGGAACGUCAAGGAUAUGCCACAGGUGUGCUAACCCAACUACAUGGAGGCCGCAGUCGCCCUCUGGGCUACUACUCAGCCAGACUUGACCCAGUGGCCAGAGGAAGUCCAUCAUGUAUCCGAGCCAUUCAUGCAUGUCACUUGCUAUUGGACAAAACAGCUGAUGUUGUCCUGGGUCAUUCACUUCAAAUCCUGGCCCCUCAUGACAUAUCAGCCAUCCUUCAGCAGACUCAGCCAAAACACUUGUCUGCAGCCAGACAUCUCAGAAUGCAGUGUUCUCUCUUACUUCCAGAUACGGUCACUAUCGGCAGAUGCCAUGUCCUCAAUCCAGCUUCACUCCUUCCUUUCCCUCAAGGGGGGACUCAAGAAGGGAAGGAUGACAACAUUGAUGCCACAUACUCAGAUGAUGAGUUUUAUCACGGGGAAGCCCAUGACUGCCUACAAUUAAUUGAACAAGAAACUGAGCCCCUAUGGAACAUCAAAGAAACUCCUAUUCUGGACCCGGACUUGACACUGUUUGUGGAUGGAUCUAGAUACGCAGAUGCAACAGGAAAAUUCCACACAGGAUAUGCAGUUACCUCAAUAGAAACAGUAUUACAGCAACAACCCCUUCCACCGGAUAAAUCAGCACAGGAGGCUGAAUUAAUAGCUCUGACUGAGGCUUGCAAGAUGGCAGAAGGGAAAACUGCAAACAUCUAUACUGAUUCACGUUAUGCUUUUGGAGUAGCCCAUGAUUUUGGACCAAUAUGGAAAAGCAGGAAGUUUCUGACAGCAGGAGGCACACCUGUGAAGAAUGCGGAAGCUGUGCAGGCACUGAUGGAAGCUCUAAGCCUCCCCAUACAAGCUGCGAUUUUGAAGAUCAAAGCCCAUUCAAAAGCAGAAACUCCAGAGGCCCAGGGGAAUGCUCUAGCAGACAAGGCAGCUAAAGAAGCGGCAGUGAGGGAAAUGAAGGAUCUCAGCACCAUAAUGGCUUUCGCUCCGGGUAAAGUGGCCAGGAAAGACGGUGGAAUUCCAAAGGGAUUCUUCCUCACUAAGGAGAUCUUGGAAGACAGACAACGUGAGGCUACAGAUGAUGAGUAUGAGGUGUGGGCUCGGAAAGAUGCUGGCCCAGAUGAAGAUCGAAUAUGGAGACUGGGCCACCUCCUGUGCCUACCGAGAAGUUUAUAUCCAAAUGUAGUCUGUUGGGCCCAUGGACCCACACAUCUAGGGAAGACAGCCAUGAACAAUCUCAUAUCCUCCAUAUGGUUUGCACCCGCCAUCUCCACUUACACCUCUCGAUAUGUGAACAGCUGCAUGGUCUGUGCCAAGUGCAAUCCAGGGAAGCUGGAGAAGGUUCCCACAAAGUGCCUAGCAAAACCCUUGUACCCUUUCCAAAGGAUCCAAAUCGACCACAUCCAAAUGCCCCCUGCACAGGGGUUCCAUUAUGCUUUGGUGGUUGUAGACAUGUUCUCUGGAUGGCCAGAAGCCUACCCCGUGAAGAACCAGACAGCGAAAACUACUGUGAAGAAGUUGUUGAACGAGGUGGUUUGCCGGUUCGGGGUACCUGAAGUGAUCGAGAGUGAUCAAGGGACUGCUUUCACUGCGGACAUUGCAGAGGAAAUAUGGACAGCUCUGGGAACGCACUUGGCCUUUCAUACACCAUACCGACCACAAAGCAGCGGAAAAGUAGAGAGAAUGAACGGUACUCUGAAACUAAAGAUGCUGAAGAUGGCCCAAGAGACUGGCAAACCAUGGCCAGAAACCCUUCCAAUUGCCCUGGCCAGUGUUCGCCAUACUCCCAGGGGAAAAGAGAAACUAUCCCCCUUUGAGAUCCUAUUUGGUAGUGCCCCUAAGCUAGGACAGUAUUUUCCAGAACAGCUUGCAUUACAGUAUGACUGUCUAGCUGAUUAUGUGAUUGCUCUAUGUAAACAUUUGACUGAUCUACAUUUUCGAGUUUUUUCUUCAAUUCCAGAUCCUGAACAGAUUCCUGGAAGUCACAAGUUGCAGCCCGGAGACUGGGUCCUGGUAAAGAAACACGUCAGAAAGACACUGGAACCCAGAUUUGAGGGGCCUUACCAAGUACUGCUCACCACAGCUACCUCAGUGAAACUUGAGGGAAAAAAGACUUGGAUACACGCAUCCCAUUGUAAAAGGACAUCGAAUCCCGACCCACCUCCUGAACAAUGA